Molecule: messenger RNA, 819 nt
Organism: Henningerozyma blattae CBS 6284
Lineage: Eukaryota; Fungi; Ascomycota; Saccharomycetes; Saccharomycetales; Saccharomycetaceae
Gene: BUD23
Product: 18S rRNA (guanine1575-N7)-methyltransferase
Exons: 1
Coding region: 1-819 (272 amino acids)
Biological process (GO): rRNA (guanine-N7)-methylation
Cellular component (GO): nucleolus
Molecular function (GO): rRNA (guanine) methyltransferase activity
Source: RefSeq, a predicted model, not a curated record
AUGUCCCGUCCGGAAGAUUUGGCUCCUCCAGAAGUCUUUUAUAAUGAUACAGAAUCUAUCAAAUAUACUUCAUCCACUAGAGUUCAGCAUAUCCAAGCGAAAAUGACAUUACGUUCAUUAGAGUUACUGAAUUUACCACCAAAUUCAUUUGUGUUAGAUAUUGGUUGUGGUUCUGGUCUUUCAGGAGAAAUUCUAACAGAAGAAGGUCAUAUGUGGUGUGGGAUGGAUAUAUCGCCUAGUAUGUUGGCUACAGGUCUAACAAGAGAGGUAGAAGGGGAUUUGAUGUUACAAGAUAUGGGUGUAGGUAUACCAUUCCGUGCAGGUACAUUUGAUGCAGCCAUCAGUAUAUCGGCCAUUCAAUGGUUAUGUAAUGCUGAUACAUCCUAUAAUGAUCCAAAGAGAAGACUGAUGAGAUUUUUCAAUUCCUUGUUUGCUUGCUUAAAAAAAGGUGGGAAAUUUGUAGCACAAUUUUAUCCAAAAAAUGAUGAUCAAAUUGAUCAAAUUUUACAAUCCGCAAAAGUUUCAGGGUUUUCUGGUGGGCUGGUCAUUGAUAAUCCAGAAUCAAGCAAAAAUAAAAAAUAUUAUUUGGUGUUAACAUCAGGUUCUGCAAGGGCGGAUGAAAAUAGUAUUAAUUUGGCAGGUGCCACCAUGGAUGCUGAUGAGGUAAGCGUUCCAAAGGCCAAUAGACAUACCAAGAAAAGAUUGACAGAAUCCAAUAAAUCUUAUAUCACUAGAAAGAAAGAUUUGAUGAAGAGACGUGGGAGAAAAGUGGCCAAUGAUUCUAAAUUCACAGGUAGAAAAAGAAGACCAAGAUUUUAA